Molecule: messenger RNA, 552 nt
Organism: Phytophthora infestans T30-4
Lineage: Eukaryota; Oomycota; Peronosporomycetes; Peronosporales; Peronosporaceae
Exons: 5
Coding region: 1-552 (183 amino acids)
Source: RefSeq, a predicted model, not a curated record
AUGUAUCGCGAAUUGACGAUUUCCAGCGAUGUUCCAGCUCCCAAGCUGACUAAAGCCCUCAAGACAGGUAAGCUAAGUCUUACAGCUGAUCAACUCAAGGGUUCAGGCUCUGUUAUCCAUCUCCACCCAGCUUCGUAUGAGAAAGCACUAAAGGCACGCAAGGCGGGUCUCAAAUCAGGGUUAUCGACAGCAUUCAAAUUCGUAAAAGAUAGUGAUUUGCUGAGCAAGGGUCUGGAUGCGGCAGAAUCCCCCGCAAGGGCGGCUAUUAAGUCAUUGAAAGGAGUUGGAGUAUAUGACUCUGACAGCGAUACCCCUGAGAAAGAAGGUGGUCGUAUUUCGGUAGCGGAUGUUAAGAAGGCGGCAAAAAAUGCUCUCGGGUAUGCUAAACGUAAGGGGAUUCUAACUGAUGCAGUCGAUGCAGGCGAGAAGUUUCUACUAUCAAAAGCAACCAAGCCAGAGCAUGAGAACCUGAUCAAAUCGGUUCGAGGUGAGGUAAAGAGACGCUAUGGUGUAGGAAAAGCAAUGAUUGCUGGCUCUUUUCGAUUAAAUUAG